Synchiropus splendidus (mandarinfish) is the source of this 3207-nucleotide messenger RNA. It is a transcript of the gene nfe2l2a, whose product is annotated as nfe2 like bZIP transcription factor 2a. Gene Ontology annotation, cellular component: nucleus. The record is from RefSeq and is a predicted model, not a curated record. The transcript has 5 exons. Gene Ontology annotation, biological process: regulation of transcription by RNA polymerase II; cellular response to oxidative stress. NCBI's taxonomy places the organism in Eukaryota, Metazoa, Chordata, Actinopteri, Syngnathiformes, Callionymidae. Gene Ontology annotation, molecular function: RNA polymerase II cis-regulatory region sequence-specific DNA binding; DNA-binding transcription factor activity, RNA polymerase II-specific. Bases 1130 to 2896 code for a protein of 588 amino acids.
CUAUAUCUCUCUAUUUGUGAGCUCGAUUUCAUAUUAAAACUUACCUUUUUCACGUGUACUGUAUGAAACCGAACACAGAAAUAGACGGCGGCUGUCAUUGCGGUUAUAAUGGUGGCCGCUUCACUUGACAUCAACUUGUGACGUUCAUCGUUGUCAACAUGAAUGUGCGCGUUUUAUGUUUACUACAAUUCAUUUCUGAAGAGUCAAAUACACUUAAAAGUAGACCUAACGUGACGAGUUACAUAAACAUGUUAUUUGGUUUUCAUAACCGCCUCCAAGCAUGUGAUCCCAUAUCUGAUGUGGGUUCAAGGCUCACAACAAAGCCGUUUAUUUGUUUCUACUGAGACACAAAGACACGCACUGUUCUACACUUUAAUGUAAAGCAUGAAGGUGAGUUCGCCUUGGUUACACUGCGUUUCAUCAGCCACGCUGCCGACAUGGAGUAGACGAGUCACCCAAGAUUCUCAUCAACAACCCACAGUUACAAACGCGCGUCUAACUAACAGCCCUAAUGUCAACAUGUUGUGUGGUUGUCACCUUGUCAUUCCAGGCACAGGUGAAAGCCAUCGUUUAUUACCCUCUUAAUAGCUGCUCAUAACAGUGAUUCAUCCACACCUCCCUCGAUGUCCAGGCCCAUUGAACUCACCAGCUCCAUCUAUGAGCACAUGUUCACCGGAACCAAUCACUGGAUUGAUUUUAAACGUUAUGUCCCCUACGCAGCUGCGCGCACCUCAGUUAUGGAUGAUGUCGUCAUACAAGUGGCUCACAUGAUUGGUCAGGUGAACCCCCGGGGUGCGAGCAACAGUCAGACAUGUGUUUUCUGUCAGCUGUGGAAAACAUUGGUGACCUCAGCAGGAGUGAUCAGACAUUUCAGGGCACUUCCUCAUUCCCGCAGCAGCCAUAAUGUCUGGUUGAGUCGUCACAUCUCCCUCACAGGACGUGAUUUAUGGAACUAGUAAUCCUUCAGUGGCCUCUGAUGCAACACAGGUGCAAAGAGGGUUAGUGGGUUCUUAUUUUGGAGCUAUAUAAACGUGUCAACAGCAAAUUCCGUGUUGUUGGGCAGACCAAAAAAAUCUGUUGUUCUUCUUUCAUAUCCUCUUUUGUGUCCGGAGCCCGACGUCUUCUGGUGAUGAUUCAGAGCAGUCACGACAUGGACUUGAUCGACAUACUGUGGAAACAGGACAUAGACUUGGGCGCCAGACGGGAGGUCUUUGACUACAUCCACCGCCAGAAGGAGUUUGAGCUGCAGCGGCAGCAGGAGCUGGAGCAGGAGAAGCGGCAGCACCUGAUCCGGGAGCAGGAGAAGGCCCUGCUGGCGCAGCUGCAGCUGGACGAGGAGACGGGAGAGUACAUUCCCCGCCGCGUUCCCCUGCUGCAGACGGCCACCACACCUCUGGAGGUUACGCAGCAUGUGCAGGGCGCUGAUGCGAUGUCACUUGAUGAGUGUCUGCAGCUCCUGGCAGAAACAUUUCAAGUGGAAGAGACGGAGGACUCGACAGUGCAGCUUGACGCGCCGGUACCGAGCACCAGCAGCAGCGGCAGCAGCAGCGUCGCGCUCCCUGCAGAGCUGUCUCCAGGCCCGUUACUACCAGCUGCCCCGAGGAUGAGCCCUGAGAUGGAGCAGGCCUUGGUGGAGUUGCUGUCUCUCCCUGAGCUGCAGCAAUGUCUGAACAUGCAAAUGCACGACACGUUGGAAACGACGCCGUACACUCUCCCAAACCCAGAGGCAGCGCAGACCCAGACCUACCCUUUCUAUCGAGAAGGAGAAACAAACGCAGCGUCCCUGGGCGCCGCAGACUUCAUGAACGCGCUCGACCUGUCCGUUCCCAACAUGGCCGCCAUGCCAGACAACCACAUGAAACCCACAAACCCUCAGUUAAAUUUCGGCUCGAGCAGCUUCUGUGACGUCUUUUACCCCGCCAUGAAGGAGACCAGCGAUCCUGGAGAGAUGGAUGGAGCCGACCACAUGGUCAUGUCUGACGUGCAGAACAAGCAGCUCUAUGCUCCGGUGGAUCUCUACAGCCUCUCCCCCGGGGACCCAUUGGAGAAGGGUGACCACGGCAUGACCCCAGAGAUGCUGGAGUCUGACUCAGGAAUGUCUUCUAACAACAGCGUGCACGCCGGCUCGCCGCAGAAGUCGCUGUACGGAGACAGCUCCUUCGGCUACAGCGACUCAGACCUGGAGGAGAUGGACCUGAACCCGGGUAGCGCCGAGUCCGACUACUCAGAGAUGUUCUCGAUAAAUUUUAAGCCGGAAGGGUUCCAAAGAGCCGUUCCUAUCUCCGGACCCAUCAGCGAAGCGGAGCUGCAGCAGGACCAGAUUCUCAAGCCACACAAGACGGAGGCGGCGGAGGACAGCGGGCACGCAGACACGCCCUUCACCAAGGACAAGCGCAAGAAACGGUCCGACGUGCGUCUCACCAGAGACGAGCAGCGGGCCAAAGCCCUCAAAAUCCCCUUCACAGUCGACAUGAUCAUCAACCGUCCGGUGGAGGAGUUCAACGAGAUGAUGUCCAAGCACCAGCUCAACGAAGCCCAGCUGGCCCUGGUCCGGGACAUUCGGCGGCGUGGCAAGAACAAAGUGGCGGCCCAGAACUGCCGCAAGCGCAAGAUGGAGAACAUUGUGGGUCUGGAGAGCGAGCUGGAUUCCCUUAAGGACGAGCGGGAACGGCUGCUGGACGAGAAGACGCGGAACGUGACCAGCCUGAAGAAGAUGAAGCAGCAGCUCAACAGCUUAUACCUGGAGGUCUUCAGCAUGCUGCGAGAUGAGAAGGGCAACACGUACUCGCCCGCCGACUACUCGCUCCAGCAGUCGUCCGACGGCAGCAUCUUCCUGGUCCCUCGCACCAAAAAGACGUUCCUGAAGCGCAAAGACAAUCCCUCGCCUGCGAUCUGACGCCGUCCCUUGGUAACACUAUGCAAUAAGUAGCUCUGCAGCUUUGUUAAACCAGCAAGUCGAUUGUAUAGACGUGGCUUAUUCCUCUUGAAUGUUGCUAUAUUUUUGAUAUUUCUCUUUUUUACUCCACUUUAGAUUCUUUAUUGUAAAUACUUGCUGCAAAAAUAGCUGAAAUUUUUCACAUUUGUACAUAGAUGUGUAUAUAUGUUUUUCCUUUACUCAGAUUCUUUCAGCCAUUAUUCAUGUUUUAUAACCUCAAUGAUUUGCUUUUUUUUAUCUUUUCUUUAUAAUAAACUCUUCGUAUAGCUCUA